CGGAAGUGGCGGGUGUGGACGCGGCCCUGGAUUCCCCUGGCUGCCGGACUUCUCUUCGCCAGCUAGGAGUAGGGGGUGCGGCCAGGGCGCGGCGCAGCGGGGGAGCGCGAAAGGUCACCACACAUAUAAUGGAAUUUUAUCUGAUUCGGUAGAUCUUCAUUCUGGAUAUCAAGGUAACAAUACGGGAGGUAUGCAUAAUUUCUCAUUUCUGCAAGUAGUCUUGAUUGCUGCAGGAAGAAAUUUUUUAAGCUACAGCAAAAUUCAUUUUGGUAACUUUUAUGGAAAUCCCAAUUUUGUUUUUAAAUUUUUGAUAACCUUUUGCUAAAGGUAUGCACAAGCAAAGAAUUAAUCUCAGUAGGCAAGUCCACAUUAAUAAGAAUGCCUAGAAGAGGACUGAUUCUUCAGGCCCGGGCCCAGUGGCUACUGUUGGGUCUUGCUUUAGUUUGCAUUUUGGUACUGUUUUUGUAUCUUCUGGAAUGUGCCCCCCAGACUGAUGGAAAUGCAUCUCUUCCUGGAGUCAUUGGGGAAAAUUAUGGUAAAGAGUAUUAUCAAGCCCUACUGCAGGAGCAAGAAGAACAUUAUCAGACCAGGGCAACCAGUCUGAAACGCCAAAUUGCACAACUAAAACAAGAAUUGCAAGAAAUGAAUGAGAAGAUGAAAUCAUUACAAGAGAGAAAGAAUGUAGGGUCUAAUGGCAUAGGGUAUCAAGGUCACAAAGAACAAGUACCUAGUGAUCUUCUAGAGUUUCUUCAUUCCCAAAUUGACAAAGCUGAAGUUAGCAUAGGAGCCAAACUACCUAGUGAGUAUGGCGUCAUUCCGUUUGAAAGUUUUACCUUAAUGAAAGUAUUUCAGUUGGAAAUGGGUCUCACUCGCCAUCCUGAGGAAAAGCCAGUUAGAAAAGACAAACGAGAUGAAUUGGUGGAAGUUAUUGAAGCUGGCUUGGAGGUCAUUAAUAAUCCUGAUGAAGAUGAUGAACAGGAAGAUGAGGAUGGUCCCCUUGGAGAGAAACUGAUAUUUAAUGAAAAUGACUUCAUAGAAGGUUAUUACCGCACUGAGAAAGAUAAGGGCACACAGUAUGAACUCUUUUUUAAGAAAGCAGACCUUAUGGAAUAUAGACAUGUGACCCUCUUCCGCCCUUUUGGACCUCUCAUGAAAGUGAAGAGUGAGAUGAUUGACAUUACUAGAUCACUUAUUAAUAUAAUUGUGCCACUUGCUGAAAGAACUGAAGCAUUUGUACAGUUUAUGCAGAACUUCAGGGAUGUAUGUAUUUAUCAGGACAAGAGGAUUCACCUGACAGUGGUGUAUUUUGGUAAAGAAGGACUGUCUAAAGUCAAGUCCAUCCUAGAAUCUGUCACAAGUGAGUCUAAUUUUCACAAUUACACCUUGGUCUCAUUGAAUGAAGAAUUUAACCGUGGACGAGGACUAAAUGUGGGUGCUCGAGCUUGGGACAAGGGAGAGGUCUUGAUGUUUUUCUGUGAUGUUGAUAUAUAUUUCUCAGCCGAAUUCCUUAACAGCUGCCGGUUAAAUGCUGAGCCAGGCAAGAAGGUGUUUUACCCUGUAGUGUUCAGUCUUUACAACCCUGCCAUUGUUUAUGCCAGUCAGAAUGUACCCCCUCCUGUGGAGCAACAGCUGGUUCACAAAAAGGAUUCUGGCUUUUGGCGAGAUUUUGGCUUUGGCAUGACUUGUCAGUACCGAUCAGAUUUCCUGACUGUUGGUGGAUUUGACAUGGAAGUUAAAGGCUGGGGUGGAGAAGAUGUUCAUCUUUAUCGAAAAUACUUACAUAGUGACCUGAUUGUUAUUCGGACUCCAGUUCCUGGUCUUUUCCACCUCUGGCAUGAGAAACGCUGUGCUGAUGAGUUGACCCCCGAGCAGUACCGCAUGUGCAUCCAGUCUAAAGCUAUGAAUGAAGCCUCUCACUCGCACAUGGGAAUGCUGGUCUUCAGGGAGGAAAUAGAGACACAUCUUCGCAAACAAGCAUACAGGACAAAUAGUGAAGUUGUUGGUUAAAGUGAUCGUUAGUCCAAAUCACAAGCCAGCACUGAACCUCAAACCAGCACUAUUUAUUUAGCCUUAAUUCCAGUUCUAGAUGCAGUGCCUUUUUCAGAAAAGACAUGCUUGUUUUGUGUUCUUUCUGACAUUACUUUACUCUAACAGUUUAACUUCAUAGAAAAGAGAAAGCAACUGUUUCAAUGCAAAAUCUGAACUUAUGGAAUCAUUGAUAAAUCGAAAUUUGGUGUUUGGCUCCAAAAAUAGUUUUGAGUUAGUUUCUACUCUGUGCCCAUGUUUUCAUGUGUCCUGGUUGCAUCUGUGAUGAUGAUGGGUAAGAAGCAUGUUGUUCCUGCAGAAAUGGAGAAUUAUAGAUGGAGUGUGUGGACAAAGGUUUUUCACCUGCCAACCACUGAGUCAACUUGCUUGGUUUUUAAAUGAAGAUCUUUGGUUGCUUGCUUGAAGAAUCCUUUUUCACUGAAGCAGAGGAUACUUCAAUGACAAUUCUGAAAUCCCCAACCAGUCAAGGAAGACAGAAUUAAAAAUCCCUUCUUGUUGUUUUGUCCCCUAAAUGUCUGUUUUUAAAGAAAUAGAUAAUACUAGGAAAUACUCAGAAUCUAUGAAUUGAUUAAAAUAUAGUGUCAUCAUGUUCAGGAUUAGAAGUCAAAGUUUCUGUAGAGUGUUUUGAACAAACUAUAAUCAGCAUGGAAAUGUCUAAUUAUAUUGGAGCACAGGACACCAGUGGUCUGGGAAUAUCAUGAGCCAGGGCUUAUAAGGGCCUUCUAGUGGUGGGUGGUUCAGAAUAGAUGAGCAUAGCAUGGUGCUAUGUGUUUUUGCUUUGUACUGUCUCAUUUAGCAUGGAUCCAUAGGUAUUAGUGUACUUUUUUCCUAAUAUGUUAAUAUAUGCUACAUCUGUAUUUGCAUUAUUGUAAUACUUUUGAGUUUAUAGUUCCACUGAAGGGAGAAAAGCAAAGCAAGCUGUAUAUACCAUAAGAUCACACUGAAUUGACAAAGGGGAAAAGAGGACUCCCAUCCAAGUACUAACCAGGCCCGACCCUGCUUAGCUUCCGAGAUCAGGUGAGAUUGGGCGCAUUCAGGGUGGUAGAGGAGAGCAGUAUGAAUGGAAUCUGGAUUACAGAAUAUUUUAAAGAUGCAUAUUACUUUGAGAUAGUAGGAUGUUUUGAGGUAUAAAUUAUAUUAAGAGACAAGAUGAAUAAGAAAUUAUAUUCAGCUAGAGCUAUACUAUGUUAUGUAUCACACAUGGAUCUUUUACCAUUGGGUCAGUUGCUAGAUCCAGAAGUUAGAGAUAUGGUGAAAGGCAUGUGUAGAUUUUUUAACCUUUGGCUUUUAAAAAGGGACCUGUGUUAUAUUCUCUCUAUUUAUAUAUGAACCUCUGAGAAAUCGCAGAAGAAAUCACAGGGUACAUUAUUCUUUCAGCACAGUAAAUCGUAUCAUCUGAAAUAUUAUGAAUUCCAAAUUUCUUGGUGCUAUAUGAAUUCAAUUUUAUAAUAACUCUUAUAAUUAGCCUUAUAAGUUUUAAGUUGGGGUAGCACUUAAGCUUGCUUUUUUAAGAUGUGUAAAAUGAUGUUCUGUGCAAAGUUAUUCAAGCUGUUGGCUCCUUUUAUGUAUAAGUAUUGUGAAGACCAGUGAAAAGUGAGAGAACCUAACUAUUUUCAAAGGUAAGUUUCAGGUUGUUUUUUGACAGAAUCAAAUGAUUUUAUCUUUCCUGCUUUUUUUAAAACUUCUAUUUUAAAGAUAGAAGCCAAGCAUGGAGACAUUACCAUAUUUUUUUUUACAUUAAAUGGUACCAAUAAAGUAUUUUAUUACCAAAAAUUAAGUGAAAAUGUGAUAAAUUAAUUUCAUUCUGUUGUAAAUAUCAUAAAUACAGAAAUGUGUAUAACAUAUAAUUGUGUACUUUAAAUAAUAAUAAUGCAAACACCAGGGCACAACCUACCCAGAUUAACAUACAGAGCAUUAGCAGUAAAACACCUGUGUGCUGCUUCUUGAUCACACAGCCUCUGUCUCCAUAAUAAUCACCAACUUGAUGUUUGUGGUAAUUUUUUACAUAUUUCUCUUCUUCAUUUUCCCAACUGCAUAUUUAUAUCUACCCAGUGAAUUUGUAUACAUAUUAUUUCAGUAUGUAUUUUUAACUUUCAGUUUUUGAGGUUCACUCAUGUUAAUCUCAAAAUUAAUCUGUUUUUAUUACUGAUUAGUACUCCGCUGUGAAUAUAGUCAUGUGCUGCGUAAGGACCUUUCAGUCAGUGACAGACCAUGUAUACGACAGUAGUCCCAUAAAAUUAAAAUGGAGCCCUACAAAUUCCUGCCACCUUGUGAUGUUAAAAUAUCAGAAUCACUGUCUUGAUGACUACGGAGUAUACCAUUGCUUUUAAACCAACUGUUCCAAAAUGUUUAUUGAAACCUUAUUAUAUGCUUAGUUAGCACUGUUCUAGACACUAUGUAUAAUAGUGAACAAGAAUAGUGGAGCUUAGCCUUGGCAUGUGGCUCAGUUGGUUGGAGCAUUGUCCUGUGCACCAAAAGGUUGCAGGUUUGAUCCCUGGUCAGGGCACAUACCGAGGUUGUGGGUUCAAUUCCAGGUCGGGACACAUACAGGAAGUAACCAAUUGAAGUUUCUCAUUUCUUUCUGUCUUUAAAAAUCAAUAAAAACAUAUCCUUGUGUGAGGAUUAAAAAAAAGAAUAGUAGAGCUUAUAUUAUAGCUCUGGAGAGUCCUGGCCAGGUAGCUCAAUUGGUUAGUGUCAUUCCAGAUAACAUGCCAAGGUUGCAAGUUUGAUCCCCAGUGAGGGCAUUUUCAAGAAAAAAACCAAUGAAUCCAUAAUCAGUGGAAUAAAAAAAUAUGUUUCUUUCUCUCUCUCUCCCUCUCUUUUUCAAAACUAAUCAAUAAAUAUACUUCUGGAGAGACAUAAAUUGUAGCACAAUGCAUUACUCAUGUGUGUGGUGAUACUGGUAUAAGCAAACCUAUGCUGCCAGUCAUACAGCACAUACAAUUAUAUACAGUACAUUGUACUUGAUAAUAAUAAUAAAUGACUGUGUUACUGACUUAUGUAUUACUACACGACACUUUCUAUCAUUAUUUUAGAGUGUACUCUUACAAAAAAUGUUUGCUGUGAAACAUUAGGUGGUAUUACACUGGCAGCAGCCUCCUACAAAUCAUGUUUACUGCUUCCUCUUGAUUGUAUAAUUUUCUUGUGCUUGAUUUAAUGUUGUGUUUGAUAAAUUUAGUGUAGCCUAAGUGUAGUGUUUUAAAUCUACAGUAGUGUACAGUAAUAUCCUGGACCUUCACAUUCACUCAACACACACUCACUCACUCACUCACUCACCUAGUGCAACUCUAGUCCUGUAGGCUCCAUUCAUGGUAAGUGCCCUACACAAAUGUAGCAUUUUUAAACUUAUAUACUGUAUUUUUAGUGUACCUUUUCCGUGUUUAGAUAUAUUUGAAUACACACAUACUUAACCAUUAUGUUACAGUUGCCAACAGUAUUCGGUACAAUAACAUGCUGUACAGGCCUGUUACCUAGAAGCAAUAGGCUAUUCCAUAUAGCCUAGGUGUGUAGUAGGCUAUACCAUCUAAGUUUGUGUAAGUGCACUCUAUGAUCUUCACACAGGGAUGAAAUUGCUUAAUGACACAUUUCUGAGAAUGUAUCCCAUCAUUAAGCAGUGUAUAACUGUAUACUACAAUAUUAUACUUUUAUAGAUACUUGAGUUUGUAGAUUUUUGUCAUCUGUUUGUUUUUGGCUAUCACAAGCAGGGUUGACAUGUCACUUUACAUGUCUCUUAAAAAUGCGAGAGCUUCUCUAGGAGUGAUGGUGCUAGAUCAUUUAUGUUAUGCACAUUCAACUUACUUUCCAGAGUAGACUGACCACCUCCAGCACUGUGAGAGAGUUCACUUUGCAUUCUAGGCACUACUUAAUUUUGUAGUUUUGAGAUGGGAAAGAGACAAAACUCAUCUGAUUCUGCUACUUCCUGCUUAGUUUAAUCCCAGCUGGUGCAGAAGAAAUACAAACCAGAAUAUAUUUUAUUUUAAAUAAAUGUAUUGGGUUACAUUGGUUAAUAAGAUUGUAUAGGUUUCAAGGGUACAUUUCUAUGAUACAUAAUCUGUAUAUUGCAUUGUGUGUCCACCACCCAAAGUCAUCAUCUUCUGGCACCAUGCAUUUGGCCCCUUUACUCCUCCAAGUCCCCUUCCCUCUUGUGACCACCACACUGCUGUCUGUGUCUAUGAGUUUCAGUUUUAUAUCCCACAUACGAGUGAAAUAAUAUGGUUCUUAGUUUAUUCUGACUUAUUUUGCUUAGCAUAAUAUUCUCAAGGUCCAUCCAUGGUGUCACAAAUGACAGUACUUCAUCUUAUAGCUGAGUAAUAUUCCAUUGUAUAUAUGUACCACAUCUUCUUUACCUAAUUUUCUAUUAAAGAUAGAAGUACUGGAAACAACACUUUAGUUGUUUCCAUGUCUUGGCCACAUGAAUAGUGCUGCAAUGAACAUAGUUGUGCAUAUACUUUUGUGAAUAAAUACUAUCUUCUGAAUACUUCAAACAUAGCUCUGCUUUUCCCAGUUAGGUCUUUACCUAAGUAGAAGAGAUUUUUGUGAAUUUGUGUGAGAAAUUAUUGCAUUUUACUUCUUUCCAGCAUCAUCUUCUUAUAAGGUGAUUCGCAAAACCACUCUCAUCCAUCAGAUGUUCAUGAACUCACAAGUCUGAUUUGGGCUGUCAUUUGUUCAGUUAGGCCAGGUGUAUCAAACUCAUUUUUCCCAGGGGCCACAUCAGCUUUGCAGUUGCCUUCAAAGGGCUAAAGGUAAUUUUAGGACUGUAUAAAUGUAACUACCCUAACUAGGGGCAAGGAGCUCAGUGCUGCCACCAGGUAGAAACAAGAGGUGCCAGGCCAGAUAAAACAAGGUGAAGAGCCAGAUUCAGCCCAUGGGCCUUGUGUUUGCCACCUGUGAGUUAGGCCUUCUGUCUGGCACUGUGCUGUAAUUUAGACAUCACAGUCUAAAUUACUCUAACUUUAUACAAGUCAUUAUCUUUGAGGGUAAGUCUAUUUGCCAUGUUCUUAAAGAUUGUCUAUUUGAAGCCUUGGUACUUUCAUACAAGUUUUAGAAUAAGCUUGUUAAUUUCCACAAAAACUUUAAUGAAUUCAGUUGGAAUGUCACUAAAUCUAUAAGGUCACCUGGGAGAAAAUUCACAUUUGUAUGCUAGAGCCUUCCAGUCCUUGAACAUGACUCAUCUACUUAGGUCUUCGUUGUCUUCAAAUAAGUUUUAUACUUUUCACACAGUGGACUUAAACAAGUAUCAUUUUACAUUUUUUCUGGAUAUGUUGCAUUUUUUAUGACAUUGUAAC
Artibeus jamaicensis (Jamaican fruit-eating bat) is the source of this 7331-nucleotide messenger RNA. It is a transcript of the gene CSGALNACT2, whose product is annotated as chondroitin sulfate N-acetylgalactosaminyltransferase 2. The transcript is spliced from 8 exons. Lineage: Eukaryota; Metazoa; Chordata; Mammalia; Chiroptera; Phyllostomidae. Gene Ontology annotation, cellular component: Golgi cisterna membrane. Gene Ontology annotation, molecular function: glucuronosyl-N-acetylgalactosaminyl-proteoglycan 4-beta-N-acetylgalactosaminyltransferase activity. Bases 379 to 2007 code for a protein of 542 amino acids. The record is from RefSeq and is a predicted model, not a curated record.